Messenger RNA from Bombus impatiens (common eastern bumble bee), 4247 nucleotides. RefSeq lists its product as uncharacterized. Bases 813 to 1622 code for a protein of 269 amino acids. Lineage: Eukaryota; Metazoa; Arthropoda; Insecta; Hymenoptera; Apidae. The transcript is spliced from 7 exons. The record is from RefSeq and is a predicted model, not a curated record.
CGUCUGUUGAAAUUUAAUAUCAUUGAGAUAUGCAAUAUAAUUUACUAUCGACUAAUUCCACAAAUUGUACACCGCAGAAUUGUACAAGUCGAAGUCAGGACUAAUCUUAGCACGCAAACCUAAGUAAAUUUGACUCGAUUAAUAUAUUUAAAUUAGCCUAAUUAUAUUAAUGAUAUAAUUGAUAAUUAAGAUCUUGAUAAACCGCAGUAGCUAACCUAGCAAAUCCACGCCCACAAUUUUAGUAAAUAAAUCCUCAUCAUAUGACGCAAACUACUUUCUUGAAUAAGCAUACUUUAAAUAUUUUUUAUUCUGAACCAAUGCUCAUAGGUUGCCUUUGUAAUCGCUGUCUUGAUGUUAGGGGUGCUUCCGUGAAACUUCACGGCCCUGGUCACGAACCAGCAGUCGAAGGUCGAGUAGUAUAGUGGUAGAUGGUAACGACGUGAAACGUGACGCAUAUAGUAACAGUGUACGUCGAGGGGGAUGUACUGGUAUGUGGAGUGUAGAGAAUCGACGUCGGGAACCAGCACAGGGUGGCUGACUUCGUCGAAGCGACGCGACGUCAGGGUGGAUUCACGGGGUGGUUGGUAGUCGCGUGCUCUCAUCGUCAGGUGAACAACUUUUGUAUGGAUAUAAUCGGUUUACCAAAUAUUUUUCCGAGUUACUGUUACCCGUAUCGGGAUCUAGCCACGUCUCCGUGACACGCAAAACUUCUGCAUCGUCUAUAACUGCUCACGUAUGUAGCACGUGUUCCCUUACACGCGAUGCUCGUGAUUUGUUCGUGCUUUUAUUAAGAGGAAGACACCGGGACCGAGAUGGCGCAGGAUAUCCCGGAGGCGACGUACGUACCGGAAGUGGAGGAGGAUACGAGAAAGGAACGAGAACGGCGGGCUGUUGAAGAGGGAACGGCCUCGUGGAGACGACGAAAGGAGGAGUUGCUACGUCAAAAGCACCGUGAACAGCGAGAACUCCAGCAAAUCUUGGAGAAUUAUUCGCCUUGGGGUAAACCAGGUGGCGGUGCUCCUUGUGCUGCAACCCUUAGAAAGAAAAACGUUCCUCUAGAACCCCCGGAAUUAUCAAAGUGUCAUAAUUUCAGCCAGGGCUGGACGAGCAAUUCGACCAUCGAAAGGCUACACAGAAGGAGUAUUAAUCCUUUGCCCGUCACGAAUAUGAACAAGUUCUUUGAUGAUAAAGCAGAACCAGGUAUCGCUACGGAUAUGCAGCUGAUACAGGAUUCAAAAAAUCCCUACAACGAGGAAGUUCAGGUGUACGAAUUGACCGGGGGUGUGGAAUUGGUCCCUCUUUUAACUAGCAGACGAUAUUGCUCGCAAUCGCAAUUGCAAAACAAUCGUCACGUUGCCACCGAUGCCACUCGACCUGGAUACACGAUAGACCCAUUGCGAUCGUUGGAGGUUGAGAAUCGCGAAUACAUCGCCGAACUCGCCGAGCAAGUGCAACGAAAACGAGAGAAGGCAUUGGAGGAACAAAAGAUUGAGUUGGAAAGCUGUCGAAGACAUUUCGAUACCUGGAGAAAGUUGUGGGGUCGGCCGGGUCACGGUGCACCCAUAGAUCACGCCCAUCGUAACAAUCUCUACAACAUUCUCUACCAUUCAGCUAUCUAUUGAAUUUCUACUUGCUGCACUGUGCAAAAUCAGAACUGCAUCUUCCACUUUCUUUUCGUGCAAUGGAGGAACUUGUACGAAAUCUCUUUAUGUUACGGGAAGAAUUGCUACAGGACGAGCAACUAUAAAAGAUAAUAGGUUCGCGAUUCUACAAUACAAUACGACGAUAGAACGACGGAGUUGCAGGUUUCCUAGGAGAAUAGAUCUAGGAAGAAUGGAAUUUAGUAAGUUUUCGAGUUGAUAGAGAAAUGAUGGGUUGUUAUGAAAUAGUUUGAAGCUGUUUGCAAUAAAACAAGAAGAGAAUGAAUCGAAAGUUGUGGAUCAGAAGCGUUCAACGUAACACGAUGUAACUUAAUAGGUGGAAAUAUGGAAAUGAUGAUAAUGUGUAUGAUAAUACGCGAAGCAGUGUAUACUGCGAAAUUAAUUAGAGAUUUUGUAGAAUGGAGAAUGGACCGCGGGGAAUGUAGAAUUAGUUAACAAGAUUUUAAUUGUGCUUUCGAGAUUCACACAGAUACACGUUUUUAUUACUUGUCGUUGCAUCUCGUUAUCUUGAAAAAAAACACCAGAAAUAGCAUGUUUUAAUAUUUUACAUGCGUAUUAGGCACACGUCGCCAUAAAUGUAUAUCGAACUAGCUCGAAUUAGCUGUGUUUACACGCGUACGGGAGACGCUCUAUUUUGAGUUGUUUUUUAAAUAUUUCGUCUGUCCAUAGAAAUAUGGAAGAGAAAUCAGUACGAGUGGUUCUCGCAAGGUAAUACAUGUCGAAUCGAGUGAGAAGAGAUGUCGGGUGAGCUAUUAAAUUUUAUGAAAGCUCUCCAAGAGCGGGAGACGUUUGAUAAGGUAGAAACGUGCUACGAUUGACCACAUUUCAAAGGAGCAAUCUCGAGAGAACGUGACUACCCUUCAAGCCGAUGAUUUCUAAAUUUCAUGAAAGUCAAAGAAUUUGGAUCUAUUCGUAUGCGUGUGUUUUGUGCGCGUAAACGCGUUGACUGAUCCAGGGAUUCCAACUUCGAAGAUAGUCAAAAGAAAUGAAUCGCUGCUGUCGAUACAGCUGUCCUCGAAAACCUUUAUUGGUUGCUUCGGUUCACGAGCAUCAAAGGACGGAAGCUAGCGGGUGAGAGGAGAGGGGAAAGAGAAACAGCCGGGCUUAUAAAACAGUUUGCAAUAUCACAUGCCAUGCUAAAUGGUUGUGCGUUUGAACACGACGUUCAAAGAUCUCCAGUGUUCUAUAAUAUUUCAGGAAAAUACUCGAUACAGGUUCAACCUGAAAUGCUCUCGUUACUUGUGUUGCAUUGAAAUUAAAUGAAAUUGCAUUUAAACGAUCUGGGAUACAUAAAUACAGAUAUGAUUAAAAAACAAAUUUUCGCUUUAUUUUACAAACAAGAUACAAAGUGGGAGAAGUAAUAUCGUAUAAAGUGUACCUUUCACAUUCUGCAAAUUCUAUGUCUGUUUCCUCGUUCCUGUAAAGAUGAUUUCUUCUUAUUUGAAUAUUUAUUGGUAAGAUAUUGCACAUUACUCGAACGAAAAUAGUUUAGUACAAAAUAUAUGAGAACUAUUUCUUUGUUAGAAACACUGAUUGUUAUUAAUGAAAGCACAUGUAAAGUAUAAUGAACCUAACUAACAAUAAGGUCAACCAACAAUAAACGUCUGCAGGUUUCUCUAUUACUGGUACAAUAAUACAUUAAUUAAAUUAACGAUUAAUGAUCAAUUAGUGGGCAAUCUGAGAAAAAAGACAGAAUCCGCUCGAUUCUACUGGGCGCCUCGAAUUUAAUUUGGAUGUUGUUCCGACAGCACGGUACAGUUUCUAUUCCUAAACGUGUACCUUUGUUCCGCCGCCGGGCAUAGAGAACGCUAGUUUCAUCCUUUCCAGGGUACCUUUUCCUCCCCCUAGAAAGCCACGGAAUCCAGCGCUGUCGCGCAUCUCUCUGGUUACGAUCUCUCCGUCCGAGCCGCAGCCACCGCCGGCCGAAAGCUACGCUUUCCCCAUUGUCUGACUAUUGUAUUCCGUUACCACUGUGUGUCCGUUCGUUUGUAUAAGAGUGAUUCAUUUUCCGCGAAAUAUCAGUUCCUGCGCCGCAUGAAUUGCAACUCGCACGGCCGCGUAAAACCGCCGCGCAUUGCAAACCCUUCCUCCCUUCAACACAUCCACCCCUGUAUUCCACCCUUUUCCUCUCGUUGUCCUCCUCUUCUAUAUCGUUUAUUCAUUUCUAUCUCUUUUCGUAGAGAGCGCGCAUUGUCGCGAAAUUGGGUCGGUCGCUUGCCUGAAAUGAGAUACGCGACCAGUGUCGGUGUCGGUGAAAAUUGGUCAUUGCUAUCUCGUUUUCUCCUACAUUUCCCCCCUCCCAUUUUUUUGUACCCUCUUUCUUUCGCGUCCCUGUUUGACGCGUAUUUAGGGAGCGACGCAGAAUGGAAAAACAUCGCCCUUCCUUCCGGUUAGUUGUUCGUGGAAGACUCUUUAAUUUCCGGCUGAACAUUCGAGGAGAGCCGAAUCGCAACCACGGAUCGCGUAUCCCAAGUGUAUUUGGCAUUGUACCCUUAAACAGGGAUUGCAAAGCUACCGUAUGAAUUUACUUUUAAAAAUUAACAAAGGUUCAACAGUCCUGAAAUAAAAAUUCCAAUGUAUAUUUAU